UUUAUAUACAAAAAUACAUGUUUGCCGUUCGCCGAUUAUUCAAGUUUCCUGUUUGAUUAUUUGGCGAUGAAUUAAACUAAGAUAUCGUUUGAUAUUUUCUGAUUGAGUGGAACUCGAAAAAGAAACAGAAACAUGUUGCAACCUGUGCCAGAAUACAUUGAAUUUCCAAAAGAAGAAGAGAAUAUUUUGCAGCUGUGGAAUUCUAUUCAAGCAUUCAAGAAAAGCUUAAAGCUGUCAAAGGGGAAACCAAGGUAUACCUUCUAUGAUGGUCCUCCAUUUGCAACUGGUCUUCCUCAUUAUGGACAUAUAUUAGCCGGAACUAUAAAAGAUAUUGUGACACGUUUUGCCCAACAGUCCGGUUACCAUGUGGAGAGAAGGUUUGGUUGGGAUUGUCAUGGUUUACCUGUGGAAUAUGAAAUUGACAAAACACUUGGUAUAAAAGGUCCAAGUGACGUUGAAAAACUUGGCAUUGAACAGUAUAAUAAUGAAUGCAGAAAAAUUGUGAUGAGAUAUGCAAAACAGUGGGAGGAAAUUGUUGGCCGAAUGGGUAGAUGGAUUGAUUUUGAAAAUGACUAUAAAACUCUUUAUCCAUCAUUCAUGGAAAGUGUGUGGUAUGUUUUCAAGCAGUUAUAUAACAAAGGAUUUGUUUAUCGUGGUGUCAAGGUGAUGCCUUUUUCAACUGCAUGUAGUACUCCCCUUUCAAAUUUUGAAUCUGGACAAAAUUAUAAAGAAGUUGUUGAUCCUGCUGUGAUUGUCAGUUUUCCUUUGGAUGAAACUCCAGAUGUGUCUGUGAUAGCUUGGACAACAACCCCAUGGACUUUACCUAGCAAUUUAUCAAUUUGUGUGCACCCUGAGUUAGACUAUGUCAAAGUUAAAGGCUUGACUAUAAUGACACUUUAA
This is a messenger RNA of Uloborus diversus, 900 nucleotides long. RefSeq names its product isoleucine--tRNA ligase, cytoplasmic-like. Gene Ontology annotation, molecular function: ATP binding; aminoacyl-tRNA deacylase activity; isoleucine-tRNA ligase activity. The transcript has 8 exons. Lineage: Eukaryota; Metazoa; Arthropoda; Arachnida; Araneae; Uloboridae. Gene Ontology annotation, biological process: isoleucyl-tRNA aminoacylation. Bases 133 to 900 code for a protein of 255 amino acids. The record is from RefSeq and is a predicted model, not a curated record.